AGAUAUGAUCCAAGGAAGUUUGUUGUAAAAUUCAAAAUUUCCCUCUUUCCCUCGCUCCUUGGUACCCUUGUGGGCGUGGGCCCGGCCUAGUGUGACGUCACAUUCCUCUCGUGUUUUUGUUUGGUAGUCGACGUGAAACAUGUCGGCUCUCAAGACAUUCAGGAUCAAGCAAAAGCUUGGAAAGAAGUUGCGGCAAAAUCGUCCCAUUCCUCAAUGGGUUCGUCUCAGAACUGGCAACACCAUUCGUUACAACGCCAAGAGGCGUCACUGGAGAAGGACGAAGCUGAAGUUGUAAAUUUCUGAAGAUGCAAUGGUUGCAUCCUCAACAAGCAACUUAAAUCUAAUGUCAUUUUUCAGUUAAUAAACUUUAUGGACUACACCGUAAAUUAAA
Neocloeon triangulifer is the source of this 391-nucleotide messenger RNA. It is a transcript of the gene RpL39, whose product is annotated as large ribosomal subunit protein eL39. The transcript has 3 exons. Gene Ontology annotation, biological process: translation. Gene Ontology annotation, molecular function: structural constituent of ribosome. The coding region runs from base 140 to 295 and encodes 51 amino acids. Gene Ontology annotation, cellular component: ribosome; cytosolic large ribosomal subunit. The record is from RefSeq and is a predicted model, not a curated record. Lineage: Eukaryota; Metazoa; Arthropoda; Insecta; Ephemeroptera; Baetidae.